This is a messenger RNA of Canariomyces notabilis, 1188 nucleotides long. Its product is annotated as putative isomerase YbhE. The record is from RefSeq and is a predicted model, not a curated record. The transcript is spliced from 4 exons. Bases 1 to 1188 code for a protein of 395 amino acids. Lineage: Eukaryota; Fungi; Ascomycota; Sordariomycetes; Sordariales; Chaetomiaceae. Gene Ontology annotation, molecular function: 6-phosphogluconolactonase activity; protein binding.
AUGCGGACUUCACACAGCAUCGCUGCCGCACUGGCGGCCGGCUUCGGCCUGGCGUGCGCCGAGUGCGGUGCCAGCUCCUCCUUUCUCUAUGUGACGUCGUACCCGCCCGAGGGAGCAGUAGGCAAGGUCACGACACUCAAGCUUGGUGAUACGGGCUUGGAAUCUAUCGGCGCUUCCGAAGCCUGCGGUCCUUAUCCGUCCUGGUUGACCCAGGCCGGCGAUAUUCUCUAUUGCGUCGACGAGGCUUGGCCUAGCCCAAAUGGCUCUGUAACUUCACUCAAGGUCGGUAGCGACGGGCUGCUGACCAAGCUGAGCUCCCUCCCGACCUUGGGUGGCCCGGUCAGCACAAUCGUCUACGGUGAUGGCGGUCGUGGAUUGGCUGUGGCCGAUUACUCCGGUGCCGGUAUCCAAACUUUUAACAUUGCCGAUCCGGCGGCGAUUGCGGCGCUUCAGACGGAAGCAUUCGCGGUUCCUGCCGACAAGCGCCCAAGCCCUCAAGAUCAGUCUCGUCCUCAUCAGGCUCUUCUAGAUCCCACCGGCGACUUCCUCGUCUUCCCAGAUCUGGGCGCCGAUCUCCUCCGCGUCUUUAAGGUGGACAAGGCAACCUUGCAGUACAGCGAGUCGACACCGCUUGAGUUUGACCGUGGGACCGGUCCCCGUCAUGCGGCCUUCUACACGACUGAAUCCAAGACGUUCCUAUACAUCAUCAACGAGCUGCAGAACAGCGUCACCGGCUUUGCCGUUGCCUACAAUGACGAUAAGACCCUAGGCUUUCAACAGGUCUACAAUGCCACCACGCACGGUGGCACCGACCCCGUGCCGGCGGGUACGGCAGCAGCUGAGAUUGCUAUCUCUCCCGACAAGAAGUUCUUGACCCUCUCGUCGAGGCUCGAGCGGAGCCUCACCUACACAGUCGCCAACGGCACGCAGGUGCCCUCGGACCCCCUUAUUACCUUCUCGAUCGACGGGGAGACGGGCGUGCUGACGCACGUCCAGACGGCGCCCGCUGGCGGCGUCAACCCGCGCCACUUUUCCUUCAACAAAGACGGCAGCCGCGUCGCCGUCGGCCUGCAAGCCGAUGGUCGCGUCGUCGUCUUUGAGCGUGACACGGCCACGGGCAAGCUCGGCAAGACUGUGGCCGAGGCAGAUGUGCCCGGUAUGCCCAAUUUUGUGCUAUUUAAGGAGUAG